GUACACAGAUACACAGAACAUAGACUAAGAUUAGAAGACAUCCCAAAUUUUUUAAUACAAACGAAUCAAAAUGAACAAACAAAGGAACACGAUGUACAAGAUACGGAACACAUACUAUCCGCGCAAGAAUAGACAAUGCAAGCUGAUCUAUGAUCGAGAGCGUUAUUGGGAAUACGAUUACCUAAAAUUGCUUUCAGAAAAAAUGCAAGGAGAUGAACUUGGAAAAAUCUUACCGUCUCUACCAAGUUCGCUUGAUGCUUAGUUAUUUGGGGGUGUUCUGUAUUUUGCACAUUUUCGUCACCCUUUUCGUCUGCAUUCUUAUCGUUUUUUUUCCCAAUCAACGUACUUAUGUCAAAAUGGAUAUCAUCUUCCAAGUGGUGUCGUCUCUCCUUGUCAUAGGAUGUCUGAGUGUUAAUUUCAACGAACGCAUUGCUGCGCGCCAUCAUUGGUAUAUGGCAGCCUCCUCGAUUGUGGCAACAUUAAUAGCGACAUUUUUUGAUUUGGGGCAAUGCCUUUGGUUUAAGUCCUUUUACGAAUGGAACCUAUACAACUGUUACGACACUUACAUCCUGUGCAUGAUCUACAUGUUCCUGCCAAUAAUUUCAAUUAAACUUUGCCUCUCACUGGGCGCCAUUGUGAGUUUCCUGUACAUUGCGUAUUACUACUACAACAUGGGAGUAAAUAUAGAGACGGAAAAUUACAAUAGGGCUGUUGACGUCACGCACUUUUUUUGCUUUAACCUACUGGGCGUGUUCUAUCGCAUGAUGAACGAAAUACUGGUACGAUCCUCCUUCCUCGACCGCCAGCAGUACAUGAUAGAAGAGUUUUGGCUUCGGAACGCACGGCAACAGGAGGCAGCCCUGCUAAACACCAUUUUCCCAACGCAGAUAGCCAAGUCUAUAUUUCGCUCCAUUAAGGAGCGAAUCAUUGCCGAAGAAAAAUUUAUUCCGGGUCAACCAGACAGCCUUAAGGCCUCCAAUAUUAUGGCGAUCCAGCAACACCCUGAUGUCAGCAUCCUUUACGCAGAUUUGGUCAACUACACCCACCUGACAACCACGCUUCCGGUGCAGGACCUGGUAAAGGUGCUGCACGACCUCUACGGCAGGUUCGAUAUGGCGGCCUCAAUUUUCAAUGUCAUGCGCAUUAAGUUCUUAGGUGACUGCUAUUACUGUGUAGCGGGUCUACAACAACCGGAUCCUCAGCACGCGAAAUUGGCUGUCUCCUUGGGUAUUUCAAUGAUUGCCAAUAUUAAAGAAGUACGGGAGGAACGACAGCUGGACAUCGAUAUGCGGAUAGGGGUCCACUCGGGCCACCUAUUCGCAGGAGUUAUAGGGCAGGCUAAGCUACAGUUCGAUGUAUGGGGAGUCGACGUGAACAUUGCCAAUCACUUAGAAGCUACCGGCGAACCGGGUUACGUCCACGUCAGUAGCAUUACUUUGAGCAACUUGGACCUAAACGAAUAUAUUGUUCGCCCGGGUCCUGUGAAAGCCCAACAGGAUCCCGUGAUUCAAAGCUAUCCUAUGCGCACAUAUCUUCUUACCGGUGUACCCCAAAGGGACUCCGUCAGACGGUCCGAAUCUGUUCCAAUCAUAGGGUUCAAAUUAAGAUCUCGUAUUGAGCAACCCUUAAAGGAGAGGGAUGUAAAGUUGUCGGAGGAAUUAUCUGAGGAAUUUAAAAAGAUGCAAACCGCCGGUCUAGAUCUUAGAUGUUGUCGCCGGGUUAAAGUUGAGCGAAAAAGCAAACAUUCCAAUCGUGACGUCGAAUGGUGCUGUGGGGCCCUUCCGGUUUUCCAUGAUUCGCAUCUUGAAUGGAGCUAUAUCAACAGGACGGACUAUGUUCUCAAGUACUCUAUUUGCGUAUCCUAUAUAAUUGGGGUAGUCUUGGUCUUUAACCAGGCUACAGCUAACAGGACCAUUUGCAUAGCGUGCAUUUAUGUUGAUGUUAUAUUGUUUUUAAUGCUGACCGUAGUGCUUUGCAUUGCUUGGUACAAAAAAUUUUGCUUUUGGAAAUACCAUGAGGAAAAGGAAUAUAACAACUUGAGCUGCAGGAUUUUUUCACUUUGGGAGAAGGUUCAGCGCAGUUCAGCGCGACGGAUCGCGGUGUACCUAUUUAUUUUGAGCAUAUACUUCACGUAUUUGUCUCUCUCGGUGGUUAAUUGUGACCUCAAUAUGUUUGAGUUAGCUUUCAUAGAGAACAACCUUUACGACUACGUAAGGGAUGAUGCGAUGUGCUUUCGACCAUGGGUAUUCACCAACCUAAUGGCUCUAAUCAUUGGAAUGACGUUUACAUUCGCUCACAUUCCCUUCUCACUGAAAACAGCAAUCGCGACUCUGGAGGUCUUGGUCUACCUGGUACUAAUAUAUUUGGAGUACCCUUUUAUAUUCCAUCACAGCAAAACAUCGUUUGCAUUUCUUCCCUCGGAAGCCGCCCACUGCAUGCGUGUCCUGUUCACCUUUUUCACAUUUUAUAUCAAGGAACGAGAGGUCGAGUUUAACGCUAAGACGAACUUCAAAUUAAAUAAUGACCUAAAAAACAAGCAAAAAGAUGCCGACUUAACCAACCAAUCUCUAGUGAUCCUCCUCAAUAAUAUUCUUCCCUCGCACGUCGUUGAAUUAUACCUGACCCAUUUGGAGAAGCACGAGCUCUAUUAUGAAAACUACUCGAUGGUCUCGGUGAUGUUCGCCUCGUUAAUCAAUUUUGAAGUAAAUUUAAAAACCCUACGAGUAUUAAACGACCUUAUAACAGAGUUUGACAAAUUGUUGAACGUCUACAGGGAAUACUACGUGGUUGAGAAGAUCAAGGUUGUGGGCUGCACCUACAUGGCUGCCUGUGGGCUAGAUUUUAACCUGGCCUCAUUACAUCUACAAGAAAGCAAGGCAAAAUUGAACUUUCGAUUAGCAAGCCUAUCGCAUCAAGAAAGCACACAUGAAGAAAGUUUCGACCAAGUUGUCUUGGUAAUGGCCUACUUCGCCCUGGACCUGAUGCGCACCCUUUUCGAGUGUAACAGGGUCUACGCUAGCAAGCCCUUUGACCGUAGUCUGUCGGCCACCGGGAUCUGCAUCGGAAUCUCGAGUGGAAAAGUAAUGGCCGGAAUCGUGGGCGCCUCCCAACCCCACUACGACAUCUGGGGAAAUCCCGUCAAUAUGGCUUCCCGAAUGCAGUCCACUGGUUUAGUGGGAAAGAUCCAGGUUACCGAAGAAUCAGCCUUCAUUUUGCGAGAUUUCGGGAUCAGUUGCACAUUUCGUGGCAUGACCUAUGUGAAGGGAGUUAAUGAAAUCCCCACGUACUUCGUGGACAUAGACUCCAAUUAUAACUUUGUUGAAUUAGAUAACACUGCAGUCGAACGAAGAAUGUCCCUCUUCCAGUUAGACUCCACCGAUAGCGAUGCGAAAAUGGUUUCAAGCACUAACGGAGAGACUACAUAAUUUUUAUACAUUUGGCAAAAUAUUCAUACUUUAACGAGAAAACUUUAUUUACUAAACUACGUCAA
Messenger RNA from Drosophila bipectinata, 3490 nucleotides. Its product is annotated as adenylyl cyclase X E-like. Gene Ontology annotation, cellular component: plasma membrane. NCBI's taxonomy places the organism in Eukaryota, Metazoa, Arthropoda, Insecta, Diptera, Drosophilidae. The record is from RefSeq and is a predicted model, not a curated record. Gene Ontology annotation, biological process: adenylate cyclase-activating G protein-coupled receptor signaling pathway; intracellular signal transduction; cAMP biosynthetic process. Gene Ontology annotation, molecular function: adenylate cyclase activity.